Messenger RNA from Brugia malayi, 690 nucleotides. RefSeq lists its product as uncharacterized. The record is from RefSeq and is a predicted model, not a curated record. Lineage: Eukaryota; Metazoa; Nematoda; Chromadorea; Rhabditida; Onchocercidae. The transcript is spliced from 7 exons. The coding region runs from base 1 to 690 and encodes 229 amino acids.
AUGACAUCAACAAUUGGUGGUCGUAUGAAUGUAACAGGUAAUGAUGUGAAAUUAGGACGAAAUGGUGAUCAAAUUGUAAUAAAUGAGAAGCAAUCGAGCAGAAAAAGGAGUAAUGCUAAGCGUGGCGGUGUAAAGAGACGAAUGUCAUUGGCGUAUCAACAACAGCAGUAUAUGCUAAUGCGUGGAGGCCAUCCUGGUGGAAGGCCGCUACAUCCUGUUGGAACAAAUGCCGCACGAAUGAUGUCCUCACGAUAUCCUAAUGCAUCCGGACCUCCCCAUCAUUUCCCACCGCAAAAGUUCGGCUUUUUCAACGAAGCAACACCAUCGAUACAUCCUGGUCAUCCGGGAUCAGAGAAACGCAUUUACGAAGGCCCACCGAAGCCGCGUUUGAUGUUGGAAGAGCAGGGAAGGACACGACAAAAGUCAGUACCAAAACCACCGAAGUUUCUAUUCACUUCAGGACGUGGUGAUAUUGAGUUAGACGGCAGGCCAUACAUAGGGUCGACGUUAGAAGUUGGAAGUUAUAGAUCAGCUGUUCCGAAUGAACAGCAAGGUGGAAUGAAUGAAUUAUUUGCAAAAAUGAUUUGGAAGAAGUUAGAUAUGAUUCAAAGUCCAAUGCGUCUGAAUCGUUUGCAUACGGAAAUUAUGAAUUUGCUGCAACAGGCAAUUGCUGAAGAAACGGGCAAAUAG